GCUGCCGCCACCGCUGGUGCUGCUGCCGCUGGCAGAGCCUCGCAGAGGUGUCCACCUCGUGGCAGUCGACACUUCCUACCGGACGGUGGUAGUGUCCAGGCGCGCUGGACACACGAGCCGCAGCCGGUCGCUGCUGCUGCUGCCGUUGUUCAUCGAACGUAAGGAUUAAGAGAGGCACGGGCCGUGGAAGGAAGAGACGCAGAAAGAAGAAGGUGGUUGGUGACAAGGUGGUGACGGGUUGUUCGGUGGUUGUUCCUCGGCACGAGAAAAAAUUCAAGGACGGAGGAAAAGGGGUCUCGGGAAGGAAAGAGUGCGACGAACCCUUUCCUCCCUUUCACGCGGCACACACUCUCGCGCGUAUAUACUGACGCGCGCGACGUGUCGCCGGUAAUAUAGCGUGCGCGCUUUCGUUUAGAGGGUUUCCUUCCCUCCGACGUCGACGCGCCGUAGGAGUGCCGGAAUACACGCGGUGGCUCCUCUUCAAAAGUCGAGUUUUCGUCGGGGUGAAUUUCGUCUGCUUCCUACUACGCACACCUACUGCUCGCCGCGCAGGGAAAGUCUGACACCGGGGGACAGGAUUAUCGUUUUCUAGGGUCGUCGUCCUGGCCUCCUUCCGUGCUCAGUGUCCAACUACGUACGCGCCUUAUUUCCUUUCUAUCGUCCGAUUAGAAAAUAAAGGAAGAGAUGAAAACGCCUGUAUCCGAGAACAGUAGGAACCGAUAACGCGCUCGCGUGUCGCGUACCAUAAACAAUUCGGUGCGACGUGACGGGCCAACGUUUACCUCCGGGUGAACACGCACGGUCGAAUUCCGCGGUUGGGAAUUGAUCUCAAAUACCCCGUCGAUAGACGACUCGUGUCGCAAAGAGCGAAGCCAGUGUCUGACCAUCCCGCAGUCGGUUCGAUCGUCGCACGUACGAAGAGAGUCAACGAGGCAAACGAGAAGUGGUUUCGGGGGUGUGCUGGUGGUAUCGGUGGAUCUCGACGGCAGGUCGUGGUGAUGCCUCGCAGCAGCGGCUCGUCUGGAUCGCUGGGUGUCGUAGGUAAGGACGCCGCAGGUGCAGUCCCGGUUACGUACCAGGGUGUUGCGAGAAGGAUACGCUGACGAGUGCAGCCCCCGGUGGCACGGCAGUCGUCGCUCCUGCAGGCCAUGUAUUACGGUCCGGCAAUCGACCGUACCGGCAGCAGCUGCAGUGCCAGCGACCUUCAGCAGCCGCGAUCACCACGUCGACGCGGCGCUACGACGACCGGCGUCCCCGAGGACGCCGACGCCGACGAGGAACUCCUGUCCCCGCGACAGGAACCGGCAUACGUCGUCCUCAACGUUCGACCGAGGCAGCCCACGGAUGUCUGCUGCAGCGCCUCCUGUCACGCGGGUCGAAGGCCAGGCAGAAGACGAGCCGGCGGAAAUGCGGUUAGGAUAUUCCUGCUCGCCACUGCCGCUGCCUUCCUCGCACUCGCCGUCUCUCCUGUGUCUGGCACGACAAACAAGGAAGAGGAAGAGACGGCGGUGGCCACUGUUGGCGUUACAGAGGAAACCACUAGUGUCCUGGGCACGAGAUCCAGGACGGGGAGCGAUCCUGGAGGAGGUAUAGACCUCUUGGCAGCGUUACAGUUGUACAACACAACGCGACAGGGUGUUAUACAAGUGCCGGGGCUGGUUAGGUUAAAGCCAGCCUAUUAUCUUCAGGGCGAGGAGAGGGAGCUCCGACUGAACGAGGCGAGCUUCGAACGAGCAGUUACGCUACUCCAACGGGUUCCGGAAUUCACUAUAGCCGCCGCUCUGCGACAGGAGGAGGCCAAUUCCGGGACGAUCGUCGCCUUUUCACAUGGGAACAAUAGAUAUUUGGAGCUGCAGAGCAGCGGUCGUAAGGACGAGCUUCGACUUCACUACGUAUCGCGCCGAGACGGGACUGUCCACGUGGAGGCGUUUCCUUUCCGACUGGCCGACGGCGCCUGGCACAGGGUCGCCCUGAGCGUAAGCGGCUCGCAGGUCGAGCUGCUCGUCGACUGUCAUCCCUUGUACAGGCGGUUGCUUAGGCCCGGACCACCUGACACCAAUUUCACUUUGCCACAGCUUCAGCUUUGGGUAGGCCAGAGAAACGUCAGACACUUUCUCUUCAAGGGUGCUUUGCAGGAUGUGAAGCUGAUACCAGGGCCCCAUGGCUAUCUUUCCCAGUGUCCCCAGCUCGAUUCGUCCUGUCCCACUUGUGGUCAAUUUUCUAUAUUACAAAAUACUGUGGAGCAGCUGAUGCAUAAUCUCAACGAACUUACGCGUAGGCUAGCCGUUGCAGAGGGCAGAAUAAGCAAAGUGGAAGAGUGCGAGUGCCAAAAGUCGUGCAGGACUAAUGGCACCGUCCAAGAGGACGGUGCGACUUGGAACAAGGACUGUCAGCAGUGUUCUUGCGUACACGGUGAGAUCGAGUGUAGGCCGACACCUUGCGCCCCUGUCACCUGCAAGAAUCCUGUCAUUCCUCCGGGACAGUGCUGCCCGAUCUGCUUGAAGCAAUGUUACUUGCUCGGCGAUAUUUACGAUCACGGUGUGAAAGUCUCGCCGAGACAGUGCGUCGAAUGCGAUUGUUUCGACGGUAGCUUCACCUGCAAAAGGUUCGACACCGAAACAAAGUGUCCACGAUUGCCUUGUCCACCCAGUGAGCAAAUAAGCGUGGCCGAAGAGUGUUGCAAGUUUUGUCCAGGGGUGGACUACUGCGCGAAGGGCCACAAGUGUCACGCUAACGCAUCCUGCUUGAACCUCCAGACAACCUACGCCUGCCAGUGCGAUAUUGGUUUCCAGGGGGAUGGUCAUAACUGUCACGACGUAGACGAGUGCAAACAGCAAGGUGGCUCGGAGGGUCACCACUGCAACGCUAACACGAAGUGUGUCAACGUGAUUGGCUCCUACACGUGCGAGUGUCUUCCGGGUUACCAUAGAGUCGACAAAUUCAAUUGCGCGGAACUUGACGAAUGCGCGACCGGCCAUCACGCGUGCGACGAACAUGCGACUUGUGUCAACACAGCUGGCAGCUACUACUGCGUAUGCAAGGAUGGAUACACGGGAGAUGGAUACACCUGCAAACCCGUCUGCAAUCAGACCUGUCAGAAUGGCGGCGAGUGCGUGGCGCCGGGAAGGUGUUCCUGUCGACGCGGUUAUAUCGGCAACAGUUGCGAGCUCGACCUGGACGAGUGCGCCAGCGACCUACACAGGUGCCAUCAGUCCUCGACGUGCUUCAACAUGCCCGGGUGGUACUACUGUCGCUGCAAACCUGGCUACAGAAGUGCUCUCCAUGACAGCACUCAAGGCACACAGUGCCUCGACAUCGACGAAUGCAACGAUCAAACAAUCGAAAGGAGGCACACGUGCCACCCUAGCGCGAAAUGUGCCAACACCGAAGGAGGGUACGAGUGCAUGUGUCCACUCCAGGAAGACAAUCACACCGCGGAGGAAUGCAGGCUCAGUUGUUGGUUCGAGAAUCGCGAAGUGGAGAAUGGCGAGACGUUAGCGCCGGCCGGAAAUCCCUGCAGAAGAUGCACGUGCAAGGACGGCGUUGUCACUUGUAGAGAUCCUAUCUGCGACUGCAGCGCUCCAGGAAGCCACAGGGAUAAGUGUUGCCCGCAGUGUGAUCCUGCGGCCUCCUGUAGACACCAGGAACUACAUCACCUAGUCUUCAGAAGCGGUGAACGAUGGAUAUACCAAUGCCAGACUUGCGAAUGCCUGUAUGGCGAAAUAGACUGCUGGCAGAUGGAAUGUCCACCAGUGACCUGCUCGAAUCCCGUAACAGAGGACGGGGACUGUUGUCCUCGUUGCGAGGAUGAUCCUUGCGCGAGGGAACUGCCUGGAAACAGUACCUCCCUCUCGGUGCUCACUCGACCACAGCCCUGCAGCUACUCCGGGAUCAUCCACGAUAGCGGCAGCUCCUGGCAGGACCCCCAUGACAAGUGCACCACGUGCGAGUGCAAGGACGGGCAGCUAUGCUGCAGCUACGAUUACGGCUGCGCUGGCGAUCUGGGCGACAACGAGCAGCAACGUCCUCCAGUCGUUGUUCCUGAGCCUCUCGUACGCAGUCUACCGAGCCCUGCGGGGUCACCGAUGGCUGACAGUGCACCGGAAGCAGCUCUAUCAGCGGUUACUGCUUCCCCCGGUGGUGCAACAGCCGCCAGCACUUACCUCCUGUCCUCCAACGUCCCCAGGAAAGUCCACUGGACCCUGCAGAACACGGCCCCACCAAAGUUCCAGCAACAGAGAGACGAUCGCCGUCUCCGGGCGCAACAACUGCAAAUCACACCGACGGCCAGGUACCAGUCGGCCGUUGGUGGAUCGACAACGCCGUCGUCGACGUCUCACCGUGCUACACCCGCGACGGCGGCGCCGUCGACGACGACGGUCAAGACUCCGAUCAAGUACGAAGCCAAAUCCCAAGUCCCGUCGCGUCGUCAGCGCAUCAAGUCGUCGAGCAGCACCGCGAAUCAUCGAAGCAACGUGUCCUCUUCCUCGUCCCCGUCCUCUUCGCCUACCCUCGCCAUGCUGGUGCCAUCCGGGACGGACCUCGACACGGAGGACGACCGUUCGACCAGCAGCACGCCCAGCGACGGUGUCGUCGCUAACGGAUACCGUAAAUCGACAGCGGGUCGCCAUCGUAGAAGCGACAACUCCGAGUCCGUGGCGCGAGACAGCGCCACUUGAGGCAGUGUGCGCCGUGGACAGCUAGAAGAGAAAGAAAUCAGCAUUGGCAAGGCAUUCCAGGGGGUGUAGAAGCAAAACGGGGUACCCCGAUACGUAGGAGCGAGCAGAGAAGCGUUCUCUAUGGUCACCUGGUCAUCCGAUGGGUAUCGUCCAGAGAAACGAAUUGGGGGAUGAGUAACUCGAGCAGGAUAAGGAGAGGAACUACACGGCCGACCCGCCGGACAAUGUUGUGUCAACGAUGAUCACGGAUAACUACGUCAACGACGAGGAGGACGUCUGAACCGGUUCGUCGUGAUCCUCGAUCUCCUAGGCACUCGACCAGCUUCCACGGAUCAUCGAUCGCGCGAAUCGCGUCAGGAGAGACAGUUUCGGAGGUCGUCCAUGGUCUGUGCGAGCUGUACAGUGGUGACGGAACGCGCUAUGGUGCAAAUGGUUCGGAGGGCGAUCGGUGUGAGCCGGGCCUCAACUUCUAGUCCGUUUUAGAAUCGCGUCUCUCGCGUCGAGCAAAGGCCUUCGAGGAUGGUAUUUAGCAAAAUAUCACAAUUGUUCGUUGGGAUUCGUAGAGGCUGAGCCCAUUUUCUCGUGAACAUAUAGCCGGAGAGUUAGGUGUGCCAAAAACGAGCCUGCCAAGCCAACACCAUCAGCUUCUCUCGUCUUCGCGUAACGAGGACGAUCUGAGCGCACGGACUUGACGUUUUCGUUCUUUUAUUUUCCGUUACCAGCCCGAGUGGGGACGUGGAGAGUCCCUGGGUGCGUCCGUUAUUACGUCACCGAUUGUCAAACGAAGCCAUCGCGUGGCUGAUGGGUCAAGCAUAAAGUUCAGUAGCGACGACGCGCGCAAUCUACUACUGGGUCAAGAUUAGCCGCGUGAAUCGAGAAACUGAGCCCAACGAACAGAGAGGCGUGUCUGUGAGUGUCCCGAGCAAACACGUAAAUGCUUUCGCAAUUCCUUUGGCGUAUUUCAUUGAAAAGGUAGCGCACAAUAUUUGGGCCUUAUAAAGUAUAUAAAUUGUCGAUGUUCCGCUAUGGGAGAACCUCGUAAUCGUACUGUCUAGAACGACGAGAAAACGGCGUAUAAUUAUUCGUAAGGAAUUGAAUAUCCCAACGAGAAGGACAAAGUUAUUACAUAGGAGAGUUCCG
Messenger RNA from Colletes gigas, 5819 nucleotides. RefSeq names its product protein kinase C-binding protein NELL1-like. Gene Ontology annotation, molecular function: calcium ion binding; protein binding. The record is from RefSeq and is a predicted model, not a curated record. The coding region runs from base 1149 to 4679 and encodes 1176 amino acids. The transcript is spliced from 13 exons. NCBI's taxonomy places the organism in Eukaryota, Metazoa, Arthropoda, Insecta, Hymenoptera, Colletidae.